AUGGCGCAAUAUAACAACUUUCAUUUCAAACACAUACAACAAUACCAAUAUCCAUACAAAAACCCGGUAAAUUUAUUUCAACUAUAUCCUCCUCAAGUAUCGAAACUAAAAGAUAAUUUCAGCUAUGAAGAAUACAACUAUUAUGAUGACGAAAAUGUUUGUUCCUGUGAAAACUGCGAUAAUCUAAAACCGUCUUGUCAAAAUAUGUGCCCAAAUUGUGCUAGGUUAUCCUUAACAAAUGCUGGUUAUGUAAUUAUACCGUUUCCUUACCCUUAUCCGGUUAUACCUAAAACAACAAAUCAGCCCAAAAAGUUAACUAAAGUUACUACUCAACCUACCACAAAAAGUAGUGCAACAAUAGUUUCUCAACAAUCAACUAAAGCAGUUGAACGUACGUUUGAUGAACAAACUGAUGCCACUAUAACAGACAAAUUAGUUGAAUCGAAAGUUCCAGACGUCGCUGCUAAAUCACUCGAAGUGAAAGAUAAAAGCCCAUAUAUGCUUACGUCAUUAAGACGAACCAAGCCUAAUUGGAUACCUAACUACGGAAUAGUGCCAAUUUCUAACAAAUUUGCAGAGAAAUUGAUGUUACAAUUACGGAACAUGAAAGUACUGCAUUCGCCUAAAGAUUACUUGCGAGAUGUUGAUUAAAUUACACCCAUUAAUUAGAAAAAUGUUCUAAGUACUCAUUGUUACAUUUCAUAUUUGUACCAUAGUUAUAAACUCGUACAUAGUUGUAAAUUUAAUACAUUUUUAAAAUAUC
Molecule: messenger RNA, 763 nt
Organism: Melitaea cinxia (Glanville fritillary)
Lineage: Eukaryota; Metazoa; Arthropoda; Insecta; Lepidoptera; Nymphalidae
Exons: 1
Coding region: 1-651 (216 amino acids)
Source: RefSeq, a predicted model, not a curated record